AUGACGGACACAACAGAUGAUAUCGCAGAGGAAAUCUCGUUCCAGAGCUUCGAAGAUGACUGCAAGUUGCUCGGCAGUCUCUUCAAUGACGUGUUGCAGAGAGAAGUUGGAAGCUCAUUCAUGGUGAAAAUCGAACGCAUUCGGAUCCUCGCUCAGAGUGCGUUAAAUUUGCGUUUGGCUGGUAUUGAGGAUACUGCAAAUCUUUUGGAGAAGCAAUUGACUUCUGAAAUAUCCGAAAUGCCACUGGAGGAAGCCUUGACAUUGGCUCGUGUGUUCACUCAUUCUCUUAACCUAAUGGGCAUUGCAGACACUCAUCACAGAAUGCAUAAACUCAUAAACGUUACACAGCUUUCAAGAUCAUGUGAUGAUAUAUUUAACCAGCUAUUGCAAAGUGGAAUUACCCCGGACGAGCUUUACGACACGCAUCUUCUUGAAUAUAAAAGCAGACCAGAUCUAGGCCAUGAAGACCGAGAAACACUCAUUGAAGAUUUGGUUAGGGAGAUAACUUCACUAUGGCAGACUGAUGAGCUUAGACGUCAAAAGCCUACUCCAGUUGAUGAAGCUAGGGCUGGUCUUAACAUUGUUGAACAAUCUCUUUGGAAAGCUGUACCACAUUACCUGCGUCGUGUCAGCAAUUCAUUGAAGAAGUUCACGGGGAAGCCACUUCCAUUAACAUGUACUCCUAUAAAAUUUGGUUCUUGGAUGGGAGGUGAUAGAGAUGGAAACCCAAAUGUCACGGCAAAGGUCACAAAAGAAGUAUCUCUCUUGUCUAGGUGGAUGGCUAUUGACCUGUACAUAAGAGAGGUUGAUAGUUUAAGAUUUGAAUUGUCUACGGAACGAUGCAGUGACAGGCUUUCAAGAUUAGCGGAUGAAAUUCUUGAAAAAGAAAGUUUUGAAAAAGAUUCUGACAGAGGCCAAUCAAGUUUCUCAAACCAGAAAAGUUCAUCUCUACCAUCACAACUUCCAGCUAGAGCUCACCUUCCUUCUUGCAUUGAAUAUGGUAAUUCACAGCAUCCAAAAUUUGAAAUUGAUACGACAACAGAUUUUAUGCCACCAAAUAAGAAGCAGAAUGGACAAGGCUUCCCCAAGACUGAACCGAAGCAAACCGAUGAGGGUACUCAGCCAGGUCUUACUUCCCGAGGUUCUUUCUCAUCUACCUCUCAGCUUCUCUUGCAGAGGAAACUAUUUGCGGAAUCUCAGAUUGGGACAGACAGUUUUCAAAAGCUACUAGAACCACCUCCACUUAAACGAGCUGGAAUGGCUCCUUAUCGUAUUGUUCUUGGAGAAGUUAAGGAAAAGCUUGUGAAGACAAGAAAAAUUCUUGAACUUCUACUUGAGGGUCUCCCUUGUGAGUAUGAUCCUUUGGUAUCUUAUGAAACAUCAGAUCAACUUCUAGAGCCAUUGCUCCUCUGCUACGAAUCUCUGCAAUCAUCUGGUGCUGGUGUGCUAGCUGAUGGAAAACUUGCUGAUUUGAUCCGUAGAGUUUCUACGCCAGCUUUGAAUGAAAUUACAACAUAUUUGGAUCUUGGUACUUAUAGUGAAUGGGAUGAAGAGAAAAAACUAGACUUUUUAAUAAGAGAACUCAAAGGGAAACGACCCCUUAUUCCUCCGACUAUUGAGGUUGUUCCUGAAGUUAAAGAAGUAUUGGACACAUUCCGAGUUGCUGCUGAGUUUGGAACUGAAUCACUUGGAGCUUACGUUAUUUCCAUGGCUUCAAAUGCAAGUGAUGUCCUUGCUGUUGAGCUUCUGCAAAAAGAUACUCGACUUGCUGUUACUAGCGAACAUGGAAAGCCAUGUCCUGGUGGAACGCUGCGAGUGGUUCCACUUUUUGAAACGGUGAAAGAUUUAAGAGCUGCUGGUUCUGUGAUAAGGAAACUGCUCUCAAUCGAUUGGUAUAGAGAACACGUCCAAAAGAACCACGAUGGUCACCAAGAGGUUAUGGUUGGAUACUCUGAUUCAGGAAAAGAUGCUGGACGUUUUACUGCAGCAUGGGAACUAUACAAAGCUCAAGAAGAUGUUGUGGCCGCUUGUAAUGAAUAUGGCAUCAAAAUCACUUUGUUCCAUGGUCGAGGAGGAAGUAUCGGUCGUGGUGGUGGCCCAACAUAUCUAGCCAUACAGUCCCAACCACCAGGCUCUGUAAUGGGCACUUUGCGUUCGACCGAGCAAGGGGAGAUGGUUCAAGCCAAGUUUGGGAUACCGCAAACCGCUGUUCGACAACUAGAGAUAUACACAACCGCGGUUUUACUAGCUACCUUAAAGCCUCCACAACCGCCACAAGAGGAAAAAUGGAGAAACCUAAUGGAAGAAAUCUCAACAUUUAGUUGCCAGAACUAUAGAAACAGUCUAUGA
Molecule: messenger RNA, 2349 nt
Organism: Microthlaspi erraticum
Lineage: Eukaryota; Viridiplantae; Streptophyta; Magnoliopsida; Brassicales; Brassicaceae
Source: the annotation of a GenBank genome assembly